Molecule: messenger RNA, 405 nt
Organism: Ruditapes philippinarum (Manila clam)
Lineage: Eukaryota; Metazoa; Mollusca; Bivalvia; Venerida; Veneridae
Exons: 5
Coding region: 1-405 (134 amino acids)
Source: RefSeq, a predicted model, not a curated record
AUGGAGAAAAGUAAUGGUGAGAAGAGACAGGCACUACAAUCUGUAAAUCAACAAAUAAAACACCUACAGGAUUCAAGAACCAACGAAAUUCAAAAGUUUGAGGAAGAGUUGAGCAAGAUGGCAAAGCAAAUGGUGAAUUCUAAAGAUGCUUAUACUGACAAGAACUUAUUGGCGAAAAUCGCAGGGAGAAAGUCCGAGUAUGAACAACUUCUUCAGAAAAGUCGUAAGUUAGAGGAAGAGAAGGUCAAUAUGUCACAGCGUUACCAGGAACUUGAGCAGAAAUCAACACCUGAAAUAGUUGAUGAAGAUAUAGACAGGCAAGCUGUGAUGGAUGUGUUUACAGAAGAGCAUAAUGACAAUGUCAAAACUUGUAAAACUAAAAGAAGAAAUAAAGUUCCAGAAUAA